Messenger RNA from Fusarium mangiferae, 972 nucleotides. RefSeq lists its product as uncharacterized. The record is from RefSeq and is a predicted model, not a curated record. Lineage: Eukaryota; Fungi; Ascomycota; Sordariomycetes; Hypocreales; Nectriaceae. The transcript has a single exon. Gene Ontology annotation, molecular function: glyoxylate reductase (NADPH) activity; NAD binding; hydroxypyruvate reductase [NAD(P)H] activity. Bases 1 to 972 code for a protein of 323 amino acids. Gene Ontology annotation, cellular component: cytosol.
AUGGCACCAAGCGCUGUAACAGACACUCCACCAGAGAGUCUCUCUUCUGGGAAGCCAACAGUCUAUGUUAUGGACGCAUUCCACCCUCAAGUUAUGGCAUACUGCCAAGAGAACUUCAACGCCAUUACUCCCGACAACCCCAAACAUAGCCAGUGGAGGCAAGAAGCACGCUACCUCCUCAUGAGAUCCUCUCGUCUGACUGCAGAGGAUGUCAAGGCUUGUCACAACUUGAUCGCCAUCGGCAAGCAAGGCGUUGGCAUUGACAAGAUUGACGCUGAUGCCUGCGCUGCUCGGGGGAUCAAGAUCUUCAACACUCCUGGUGUUAACGCCCGUGCAGUUGCUGAGCUUGUGUUGACGCUGGCUACUGCAUCUGCUCGCCAGGUUGGCUCUAUUGUUGCCAAGCAGUCUUCGGGUAUCCUUGUACCCAAGGAGAAAUGCUCUGGCUUAAUUCUGCAUCGCAAGACGAUCGGCAUUCUCGGCAUGGGCAACAUCGGCAAAUGCGUUGCCAGUAUCUUCCGAGGCGCUUUUGAAGCAGAUGUUAUUUCCUAUGAUCCCUUCCUCCCUGCCGACGCCUGGGCCGAUAUUCCUCAUCAGCGAGCCAGUUCUGUUGAAGAGGUUUUGGAGACUUCAGAUGUCAUCACCGUUCACAUGCCUCUUACUCCACAAACAAGAGACCUCAUUAGCUAUUCUGAGAUGAAGAGGAUGAAGCGGACAGCUAUUGUCAUCAACACCGCACGUGGAGGUAUCGUCAACGAGCAUGAUCUCAAGCGCGCAUUAUCAGAAGGUCUCAUCUGGGGUGCUGGUCUUGAUUGUCAUGAGGAAGAACCACCAAGCUAUGAGAGGUAUCACUCACUUUGGGAGGUUGGAGCUGUUAGUACGCCUCAUAUUGGAGCUGCGACGGCGGAAACACAGAUGCAAACGGGAAUGGCAGCAGCGAGAUAUUUGUUGGAGUUUGCGCUAAACAACCCAUGA